Messenger RNA from Syzygium oleosum, 1954 nucleotides. RefSeq names its product protein S-acyltransferase 18. The record is from RefSeq and is a predicted model, not a curated record. Gene Ontology annotation, biological process: peptidyl-L-cysteine S-palmitoylation; protein targeting to membrane. Bases 239 to 1771 code for a protein of 510 amino acids. Gene Ontology annotation, molecular function: protein-cysteine S-palmitoyltransferase activity. Gene Ontology annotation, cellular component: Golgi apparatus; endoplasmic reticulum. The transcript is spliced from 9 exons. Lineage: Eukaryota; Viridiplantae; Streptophyta; Magnoliopsida; Myrtales; Myrtaceae.
CGUUGCGAAGUGUUUCCUUUUCUUCUUAUUUUGCUCUUUUCAUUUCGAGCUCCCCGAGUCCGCGAGCAAGCCUUUGGAAGCUCCGGGAAGAGAGAACCGCCUCCGCACCGAUGGAAUCUCUCGCUCGCUGUUAGCCGCCGCCGCCGCAGUUCCGGAGGCCGAGGAUCGGAGCGGAUCGUUCGACGCCGCGCACCUCCGACCGCGCAGGGCAGGGCAAGGCAGGGCCGUCGCGACGAGGAUGGCGGCGGCGGCGGCGGCGGCGACCAGACGCCACGGCUGGCAGCGUCCUCUCCAUCCGCUGCAGAUAGUUGGGAUGGCGGUGUUCAGUUUCCUGGUUGUGGACUUCUACGUCUUCCUGGGACUGUUGCUUGGGAGCAGAGCUGCUGAAAUCACCGUGACAACAAUAUUCUCGUUUGUGGUUUUCUCGGCGAUGUUUCUGUUCAUCUGGUGUACUGCGAUUGAUCCGACAGAUAAAACCGGUUAUAGAAAGAAGAAAAGAGGCAAAUCUAAGGGCUUGCUUAAGCUAAAUUAUGGUUUUGUUUUGGCUCAGAUCGUUACUAGAUUUUUUAGGAGGUUGGAGAGGAAGAUUCUGCGGAAAAUCAUUAGAAGAAAGUACCUGGACCCGAUGAACACUAGCGCGCACUUAGAGCCCCUGCUUCCAUUUCCCCUGGUGAUGAAGGAUGAUGCCAUUGCACCAGAUCUUAAAGCAGAUGACAUUACUUUCUGUAGCCUUUGUAACCUUGAGGUAAAGAAGCACAGCAAGCACUGCAGGAGUUGCAACAGGUGUGUAGAAGGGUUUGAUCAUCAUUGCAGGUGGUUGAACAAUUGCAUCGGGAAAAAGAACUACACGGUUUUCAUUCUUCUCAUGGCUUCUGUCUUAUUGAUGUUAAUUUUAGAAGGAGGAACUGCUGUUGCGAUAUUCGUCAGAUGCUUUGUGGAUAAGGAAGGAAUAGAACAUGAGUUGAGGAGGAGGCUCUACAUAAAGUUUCCUAGGGAAGUUCUUGCCACAAUUUCUGUUUUGUUGGUUUUACUAACAGCUUAUAGCUCAGCAGCGCUAGGACAACUUUUCUUCUUUCACAUGGUGCUCAUCCGGAAGGGAAUGAGAACUUAUGAUUACAUACUGGCUAUGAGAGAGAACCAAACUGUAGGAUUUGAUGUAUUCGAUGAUUCGGAUUCGGAUGACAGUACUGACUACGAUUCACCUGAAAAGUCAACUUUCAUGUCUCGGUUUGUUUGCAGCGGACACAGAGGAGAUCAGAAUCACACGAGAUUGUCGAUAAGGAUUGAUGAAGAUCCCAGAUCUUCUCCUUUAACCAAGAAACAAGGAUUCAAUGUAAGUAUUAACCCAUGGAAGCUGAUAAAAUUAAGCACAGACAAAGCUCUUUUAGCAGCAGAAAAGGCCAGAGAGAGGCUCUUGAGACAGAAGGCAACAGUGGAAAGCGAAUUACAUCCAUUGCCACUCGAGAAAAAACGUGGGCCUCUAAUCAACACAGACAAGAACAUGGCAACUGUCCUCACAGGCUUAACGCCCCUCGUUGCCAAAGGCGUGCUUCCAGGAUCACCCAGGAGGUUUUCAAGUCCGAGAAGACGAUUCUCUGGCUCUCCCACCAUGGUCUCAGGUGUCAUGGCAUCGCCAAAGCAAAAGUAUAGAAGCAAUUUUGACCUAAAGUUGACAGAGGUCUCGAAAGAGCUCGAAACCUAUAUAUCGAGGCAGGUUUUAAGUCCUGUCAUACGAAAGGACGGGAGCGAAGCAUCUCCGGGGCAUAUUUAGCGCUAGAAAAUUCGAAUUCUCGGUCUCAGAGAUAAUUCUUUGAUUGAUCUCUCUCUGCCUUUCUAAUGUGUAUUUCAGAACUAAGAGUUUUCCUCCUACCUUCUUUGUACCCUUUUUUGUUUCGCCAUCCUGUAGUCAACGGCUUUCAACUACGAUUCGACAAUGUCGACUCAUGCUCCGUCA